Molecule: messenger RNA, 1502 nt
Organism: Boleophthalmus pectinirostris (great blue-spotted mudskipper)
Lineage: Eukaryota; Metazoa; Chordata; Actinopteri; Gobiiformes; Gobiidae
Gene: emx3
Product: empty spiracles homeobox 3
Exons: 3
Coding region: 573-923 (116 amino acids)
Biological process (GO): brain development; central nervous system development; regulation of DNA-templated transcription
Molecular function (GO): DNA-binding transcription factor activity, RNA polymerase II-specific; DNA binding
Source: RefSeq, a predicted model, not a curated record
AGGAGCAGACUAGAGAGGAGAGAGGUGAAGAGGAGGGAGGAGAAGAGGACAGGAGAGGAACAUAAGCGUAAAGAGAAGAGGAGAGAGAAGGAGAUGAGCAGAGGAGCAAAGGAGCAAAAAGUAGAGGAGAGAGAAGCAGAGGAACAGGAGGAGAAAACAGAGGGAGGAGGAGGAGACACGAGCUGAGGCUGAAUGGUUUUUCCUUAAGCGCUGGUUCUGACCAAAACGAUCCUAUAAUGAGUUUUAUACACUAAAGAGUAAAUUAUACAGUUUUAUGAUCAUCUUUAGUCUCAGGUAACUGUGUUUGAACUUGUGUUUUUAUUCGUUUUAACGUCAAAUUCAGGAUUACGUAACUGUGCUGCUCCUCGCUGCGAGACAAAUGCAGUUUUAUUAUUUGAUCUGAUUUCUUCUCUUCUCCUCUGUGGUUUCCUCGCCUCGUCUCCUUCCGUGAGCUUUGGGACACCACUUAAUAUGGCGCGUUUGAUUGACAGCUGAAAAACGAAGGAUCGAGGAGUCCCAUUUCUCGUUCCUCGCUUCCUUCUCCUCGAUUCCUCUCCUCGACGCUGCAGGAAAUGGGUGAGGAGGCCAGCCCAGAGAACCUGCUCCUGCACGGGCCCUUCUCCAGGAAACCCAAACGCAUCCGCACGGCCUUCUCCCCCUCACAGCUGCUCCGGCUCGAGAGGGCCUUCGAGAAGAAUCACUAUGUGGUGGGAGCCGAGAGGAAACAGCUCGCGUCAGGGCUGUGUCUCACCGAAACUCAGGUGAAGGUGUGGUUCCAGAAUCGCAGGACGAAGCACAAGCGUCAGAAGCUGGAGGAGGAGUGUCCCGAGCAGCAGAAGAGGAAGGGCAGUCAGCACGUGAGCCGAUGGAGAGCGGCCACGCAGCAGGGCAGCGAAGAGGUGGACGUCAUCAGCGAAGAUUGAACAUCUACUGGGCAGCGAGGAGGUGGACGUCAUCAGCGAGGACUGGACCACUACAGCGGGACACUGAUGAACUGGACGUCACGAGUGAGGACUGGAGGACCCGAGCACUGCACCGAAAGCACUGCACCGGGCCUGACAACUGUGGGGUCAAAGGGCAAGACGCGGAGUCAAAGUGCAAAGGUGUUCGGUCAAAAUAUACAACCACAGGGUCACAAUGGACAACAAUCGACGAGUAAAAAUGCAAAAUGUUGUGUCAAAAUGCAAGACUUAAGGGUCACAGUGGACAACAAUGGGGUCAAAAUGCAAAAUUGUCAAGUAAAAAUUCUAAAUUUCAUCAAAUCAAAUCCCUUAAAUGAAAUUUAAGGGUGACAAUGAACCGCAAUGGGUCAAAAUGCAAAAUCAUCGCGUAAAAAAUGCAAAAUGUAUGGUCAAAAUGUAAGACUACUGGGUCACAAUAGAAAACAGUGGGGUCAAAAUGCCAAAUAGUCGAGUAAAAAUGCAUGAUGUAGGGUCAAAAUGUAAGACUACAGGAUAAAAAUGGACAAAAAUUGGGUCAAAAUGCAAAAUAGUUGAGUCAAA